Molecule: messenger RNA, 594 nt
Organism: Dictyostelium discoideum AX4
Lineage: Eukaryota; Evosea; Eumycetozoa; Dictyosteliales; Dictyosteliaceae
Gene: limF
Product: LIM-type zinc finger-containing protein
Exons: 2
Coding region: 1-594 (197 amino acids)
Biological process (GO): regulation of phagocytosis; filopodium assembly
Cellular component (GO): phagocytic cup
Source: RefSeq, a predicted model, not a curated record
AUGAGUGGUCAAAAUAUUUUAAAAUGUAAAAAAUGUCAAUUAGAAAUAACAAAUAAAAUAAUAACAAACCAUAACUCUGAUACAUUUCAUGAGCAAUGUUUUGUUUGUAAAUUAUGUUCUACUCCUAUUUCCGAUCCUUACUUUACAGAUAAAGAAACUGGUGAUUUUUAUUGUGCAAAGUGUGAAGUAAUUAGAAAUGAUCAAUCAAAACCAUUGAGAGAAUCUUUAGGAUUUUGUUCUUUAUGUUAUAAAUAUUUUAGACAAAAUGAAGAUAUAUUGACUAUUGAUCUUGAAAGAUAUCAUAUUGGUUGUUUAAAGUGUACAAUUUGUAAAAAAGGAAUAAAUAAUGAAAAGUAUUAUAGAGAGAAAAUGACAUCAAAAUUAAGUAAUUACUGUUGUGAGGAUUGUUUUGAAAAAGUUGAUAAGUGUAAUGGAUGUAAUUCAAUGACGCUCGGACAAACCCUUCUUGCGAUGGGUAAAAAUUAUCAUGCCAAUUGUUUUAAAUGUUUUAAAUGUAGUGAAAUUAUUAAACCAAAUUCACCAUAUUCAAUAAAUAAACAAACAAAUACACCAUCUUGUCAAAAAUGUAAUUAA